Molecule: messenger RNA, 2471 nt
Organism: Oryza sativa Japonica Group (Japanese rice)
Lineage: Eukaryota; Viridiplantae; Streptophyta; Magnoliopsida; Poales; Poaceae
Source: RefSeq, a predicted model, not a curated record
AACGAAACGAGAGGAUAUCUCAUCUAGAGAUGAAAUCACUUUCCCAACCAAGUCCUUUUUCUUACUGCUGUACAUGUAUGAAACUUGCACGUUUUUUGGGAUUACACGAUGGACACUUGUGAGCAACUUGGUUGUUAACCAUGUCCAUGUAGACAUUGAAUUGAAGCUGGCGCAGCUAGCUAGCAACAAUGGCGGGAGGAGGGGUGAUGCACGUCCUGAACGAAUGGGCGAUCGAGAUCCUGUUGCUGGUCAGCUUCUUCCUCCAGCUCGUCCUCCUCUUCUUCGCCGGGUUCCGCCGCGUGGGCGCCUCCGCCGUGCUGAAGCUGGUGGUCUGGCCGGCGUACCAGCUCGCCGACUUCGUCGCCACGUUCACCAUCGGCCACCUCUCGGUCGGCCACGAGCGGCGGCGGCUGGUGGCGUUCUGGGCGCCGUUCCUGCUGCUCCACCUCGGCGGCCCGGACAACAUCACUGCCUACUCCCUCGCCGACAACCAGCUCUGGAAGCGCCACCUCGUGUUCGGCCUCGUCCCCCAGGCGCUCGGCGCCGCCAACGUCAUCUACCGCUCCUUCGCCGGCACCACCACCACGCUGCUCUCGGCCGCCAUGCUCAUGUUCGCCAUUGGCGUCCUCAAGUACGGCGAGCGGACAUGGGCGCUCAAGUACGCCAACCUCAGCAGCAUCCGGAGCUCCGUCAAUGUCGUCAAGACGCCGCCGGAGCGUCGGGUUCAGUACUACCCUCCGUCGUCGCUGCCUCGGCGUGACGGCGAGGAGGCCGACGAGGAGGAGCUUCUUCUUGUUGCUCACUUCCACUUCCAUAUCUGCAAGCGCGCCAUGGCGGACUCGUCGGUGGAGGUGGACUCCGGCGACUACGACCCCAAGAUUUUCUCCUACGGGUGGAAGGAGAUGUGCCGGGUGGUGGAGAUGGAGCUCUCCCUCAUGUACGACAUCCUCUACACCAAGGCGGCCGUGAUGCACACCUGGUUCGGCUUCGCCAUCCGCGUCGUCUCGCCGCUCGCCGUCGCCGCCGCGCUCGGCCUGUUCCGCCUCGAGGACGACCUCGGCAGCUACCGGCAGAUCGACGUCGACAUCACCUACGCGCUGCUGGUCGCCGCCUUCGUCCUGGAGACGACGUCGCUGUGCCGGGCGGUCGGGUCGACGUGGAUCGCCGCCUUGCUGCAGACCACGCGGUGGGCGUGGCUCCGCCACGAGGCCCUCUGCACCGGCCGGUGGUCCCGCCUCCGCCGUGCCGUCGCGUCGCUCCGGCGGCUCGUCCACCGGGACGGGCACAGGUACUGGUCCGGCACCAUGGGGCAGUUCAACGUGCUCCACUUCUGCACCCGCGACGGCGCGGCGGAGCGGCUCGGCGCGGCGGCGGAGAAGGCCGGGCUCGGGAGCUGGUGGAACAGGCACGUCAACGCCGGCAGCAUCGUCAUCUCCGACGAGGUCAAGGAGCUCGUGUUCGGACACAUCCAGAACAUGUUGAGAGCCGUGGACUCCAUGUCGACCACCGAGCUCGACGCCAUCAGGACAACGAGAGGCCAGCGCGCGCUCCGGCGCCACGGACUUGACGGCGACCUCGCCGCCAGCCUCGGCGAGGAGUUCCACCAAGGCAUCCUCACCUGGCACGUCGCCACGGACAUCUACCUCGCCGUCAGCGGCGGCGACCGAUCUUCUCCAGCCAACGCCGGCGACAGGGCGGCGGCGGCGCGGCAGCUCACGGAGGCGGUCCGCGCGCUGUCCAACUACAUGAUGUUCCUCGUCGCCAUACGCCCCGACAUGCUCCCGGGCCUCGUGCUCCGGAGGCUGUACCAGGUGACAUGCGAAGACAUGGCCAGGAUAUGGCGGGAACGCAAGGACACCCACGAAUCAUCGUCUUCUUCCUCCAGCUGCCGCUUCAUCGACGUCCUAAGCAUGGUCACCAGGCUGUUCCAGCUGCACGUCGACGACCCGACCUCCGCCUCCAGGACGCCGGAGAGGAAGAAGCUGGCGGCGAUGCUACGUGACAACGCCUACAAUGGCGAUCAGAAUGUGAGGAGCCAUGGCGUCUUCGCCGGCGCUCUGCUCGCCGACGAGCUGCUGCUGAAGGAGAAGGAGCGGCGGAUGUCGUCGGACGGCGGCGGCGGGUGGUUGUUGCCGGUGAUCUUCGAGGUGUGGGUGGAGAUGCUGCUGUACGCCGGCAACCGGUGCAGCAGGGAGUCGCAUGCGAAGCAGCUCAACAGUGGGGGUGAGCUCAUCACGCUGGUGUGGCUGUUGGCUGAACACGCUGGGCUGUAUCGUAUAAACAAACCUAAGCAGCAUUUCAAGUGUGCUGAAUAUGCUAGUGAUAUGGUAUAGUUUACUGAGGUAGACUUUGUCUCAUUUUUAUUUUUUUGGGCAUACAAGUCUGCAACACCGGAACAUCCCAAUGGAUGGAUGAUUUCGCGAGUAUAUAUGCAUCCCUCGAGCGGAUAUGCACUCGUUUCGUGCAUGUCA